CAGUCGCUGCGGGCACCAUGUCAUCACCUAUUCAGCGCCUCGCCUGCUAUUUAAGAAUACACAUAACCAGGUAGUCUCAUCAAUGCGUGAAGACAUCUCCUUGCAUCUUAUCAAUCCACUAACCGAAAUCCAAUCCCCUGGUUAAUCAUUUCCAAAAUGGAUCCGUCUUCAAAAGCGCACCCGCAAGACUCGCACGUCGGCCCGAGGUCGAACAGCGGCAAGGCAGGGGCGGUGCAGACGCCGGCAAACGCACACUUGGGCCAGGACAAGCCUGGCAUGUUUGAUGCCCAGGGGUCGAUUGGCAAGCAAUUUACGCCGGAAGGAGCUCUUGGCGGCACGGCGCAGAAGAUCGGCGGUCCGCUGGACAAGGAAGGCAUGAUUGGCAAGCAGUUCACGACGGAAGGAAGCAUUGGCGGCACGGUGCAAAACACGAUGGGCGGGAAGAGCAAGACGUCGAACUGAGAGAAUAGGUUCUGGAGGGAGGGAGUGGAGAUGUAGAGUAUGUGUAAGACUACGAGCUGGGAAGAUGUGAAUGGAACGAGUUUGAUUCUUUGACAGCUUAGACUCAAAUGGAUAUUCAGCAUGCUGGUGCAACAGAUACACUACGCAGCCAGACAAAGCUCUCUGCCGACAUUUCAUUGCCAGCAAGGACCUUUCAGAUCCCGACUCUGGUUUCUAGAACGCGAACUUGUGUUCUUCAUUGCUCACAGGGGCAGAUCGCACCACACGCUCCUACAUACACCAUACACGUGUAACAU
Thermothielavioides terrestris NRRL 8126 is the source of this 758-nucleotide messenger RNA. RefSeq lists its product as uncharacterized. The transcript has 2 exons. The coding region runs from base 157 to 462 and encodes 101 amino acids. The record is from RefSeq and is a predicted model, not a curated record. Lineage: Eukaryota; Fungi; Ascomycota; Sordariomycetes; Sordariales; Chaetomiaceae.